This is a messenger RNA of Perkinsus marinus ATCC 50983, 1355 nucleotides long. Its product is annotated as cysteinyl-tRNA synthetase, putative. The record is from RefSeq and is a predicted model, not a curated record. NCBI's taxonomy places the organism in Eukaryota, Perkinsozoa, Perkinsida, Perkinsidae. Gene Ontology annotation, molecular function: cysteine-tRNA ligase activity; ATP binding. Gene Ontology annotation, cellular component: cytoplasm. The annotation marks the transcript as partial. The transcript has 11 exons. Gene Ontology annotation, biological process: cysteinyl-tRNA aminoacylation.
GUGCUUUGUCGACGAAUGCCACUGGUGGGGACUUCGGCUCUGAGAAGAGGCAUAGGAACGAUUUUGCCCUGUGGAAGAGUUCAAAGCGCGGGGAGCCUAGCUGGGAGUCACCUUGGGGUCUAGGCCGUCCCGGCUGGCACAUUGAGUGCAGUGUGAUGGCUAGUGAGGUUUUGGGAGCUCACAUUGAUAUCCACGGUGGCGGGUCUGAUCUGAAGUUCCCUCAUCACGAUAAUGAGAUUGCUCAGAGUGAAGCCUAUCACUUCAACGCCCAGUGGGUCAAUUACUUUCUGCAUGCUGGUCACUUGCACAUCAAGGGCCUCAAGAUGAGUAAAAGCCUGAAGAACUUCAUUACUAUUAGACAAGCUCUGCAAAGUUACACUGCGCGUCAGCUGCGUAUUAUGUUUUUGCUGCAGCAGUGGGACAAGCCAAUCAACUUCUCUGAUCAGACAAUUGCCGAGGCGAAGGACAAGGAAACUCGUUUUAAUUCCUUUUUCAACCGCGUGAAGGAACUCCUUCGUACCCGUCCCCCUUAUUCUAUCAGACAGAAGUGGGAAGAAGAGUCUCUCGAUUUCGCCAUAAACGAGCAAAUUGCUACUGCGAUGGCCGCUGUUCAUGAGGCACUGUGCGACAAUUUUAACACGUCGGAGGCGAUGACUCAGCUGGACAAUAUCGUUACGGCGGUGAACUCGUAUAUGGUGAAGUCCGAAAAUCCGAAGGCAACUCUUAUUCAGGAGGCGGCACAAUAUGUGCAAAAAAUGCUAACGAUUUUCGGUGUUACUGACAACGCGGAUGUCCUUGGCCUAUCGAGCGGAGCUCAAGGGGAGGAGUCAAAGACUCUCUCUAACGUCCUUACCGCCUUCGCCUCCUUCCGGGAACAGCUGCGAUCGACGGCCCAAGCAGACAAGAACAAGAUGCUAUUGCAGAUGUGUGAUGACCUUCGCGAUGAGACUAUGGUCGAUCUCGGAGUUCGCCUUGAAGAUAAGCCAGAUGGAAGCAGUGUGUGGUCGCUGGAGGAUCCGAUAGCGUUGAAGCGCGAGAUCGAGGCGAAGAAAGCCCAGAAGAAACGUGAGGCCCGUAUGAAGGAGAGGCGCAAGUUGGAGACUAAAGUUCAAGAGAAGACGAAAGAACUUCAGCGGUGGACGAAGGCUCUGGUAGACCCUGCUGAGUUCCUCAGAGACGAAUCGAAAUACGGGUCCUGGGACGAUGCUGGAUUGCCUCUGACGUUCGCCGACGGUUCAGAGAUCAGCAAGAAAGCUAGGAAGCAAGCGAUCAAGGAAAUGGAUAAGCACGUGAAGGAUCAUAAUGAGGUUGAAACUCGCGGCGGUGAGAGCUAUGUACAGUCCGUUGAGAAGGAG